This is a messenger RNA of Rhipicephalus sanguineus (brown dog tick), 1036 nucleotides long. RefSeq lists its product as uncharacterized. The record is from RefSeq and is a predicted model, not a curated record. NCBI's taxonomy places the organism in Eukaryota, Metazoa, Arthropoda, Arachnida, Ixodida, Ixodidae. The transcript is spliced from 7 exons. Bases 223 to 1020 code for a protein of 265 amino acids.
UGCAGACACAGCCGGACUGCACUGUCAAGGAGUAUCAAUACCAGUCCUUGGCCCAGAGAACUUCUUGUAUUGCAGAGAUCAGUAGAGAUGUGAUGGCCCUUGUGGAAGAAAGUGUGCUUAAACGCUACUGCUUACAUCAAGCUUGCAAUAAGCUGUAGAGUUCAAUCUUCGCUCGGUAUUGAGGAUCCCUAGAGUAAAUAAAACUAAUACGGCUAAACCAGAAUGCAUUCAUUACUUAUGAUGUUAGGCAUCUAUGGCUUUCUCGUAGCAGCCACACACGCUACUGCCGAAAAUAUGGUUAUAACGAAGCCUGUCGAUGGAAUGGGAGGACAACAAAGCACGACUGGAAACUUAAACCACGAUAAAGAUAUCAGUAAUGCGGUCAAUAUAACGGAGAAGGCAAGAGCAUUAAUUGAAUAUAUGAAUAGAACAUGGCAUGAUGAUAUUUCCUCCUGGGGAAUGACUUCGGAUUACGCCUUCUGGAACGGCAAGCACAAUCUUUUCGGACAACAACCAAUUUCAGCUCAUGCUGGAAGCUUCAUCUGUGACAAAGAAUUGUUAGACUUCUCGGAUCUCGACGUGAAGAUGGUUAUGUGUCUGUGGUAUAUUCCUACGAAAAUUUGCAGCCCUGUUGGCAUCUACGUAAAUCUUACGGCGCCCGUGUAUACCAACGGAAUAAUUGAAGAAAAGCCGAUCACUUUGGAUUUUAAUAAUAGACAUUUUCUUGUAAGAAGGACACCGCAGGGAAAAGGAAGACGAAGAUCUAAAGGCCUCAAAAAGUUCGUUGAGGUGUGUUCGUUCACAGUCAACGUAACAUUCCAUGGAUCGAUUGCGUACGAGACAAAAAACCCAGGAACUGGAAGGAACUUCUAUUCCGUUGGUGUUGGCUUGCUGCAGGACAAGCGAAUAGGACUGAUCAGAACAAAGCACAACAGACUGUUCUACAUUAUACGAGGGUUGUUCAAACGAGUUACAUUUUGGAAGAGUUAUGGGCACUUCAAGCAAAAUUCAUUUCAUUAAAGUAAGGUCACAGGUC